Molecule: messenger RNA, 1035 nt
Organism: Hyaloscypha bicolor E
Lineage: Eukaryota; Fungi; Ascomycota; Leotiomycetes; Helotiales; Hyaloscyphaceae
Product: HET-domain-containing protein
Exons: 3
Coding region: 1-1035 (344 amino acids)
Source: RefSeq, a predicted model, not a curated record
AUGACGAGUUUCGAAUACAAGCCAAUUGGCCUUGAAGGACCUGCCUUUCGCCUUCUUCGACUGCUCAAAGGCGACGACGACCCUAUUCAGGGUCGGCUUUUUGACUCAAAGCUCCCCCCACCAGCCCCACCAGAAUAUGUCAGAGAUUAUGCGGCAUUAUCUUACACAUGGGGUAGCAAAUCCAGACCAUUUACCAAAAAUGCAUAUCUUGCACUUCGGGAUCUCCGUUACCAAGAAAAAGACCGGAUUCUUUGGAUUGAUGCUCUUUGCAUUAAUCAAAAUGAUAAUAAAGAACGAGGAGAGCAAGUCCAGCAGAUGGGAUCUAUUUACAGCGAGGCUGAACGAGUAAUUAUCUGGUUAGGCGAAGCUACAUAUGAUACAGAUUAUGUUAUGCAUUAUAUGGAGCAACUGGAGAAAGAGAGCACCAAACAUGCCUCUAAUGACCAGAAAAUUUCAGACAAGCAGUGGGUGAAUAUCUGGUCAGCGGUGGUACACAAUUUAAUCGCUGACCAAAGAGACCUUCUGAUUGAAGGCUUACGGUCGCUCCUUCGUCGAAAUUGGUUUAAGAGAGUCUGGAUUCUACAAGAAGUUGCCAACGCGCGAGUUGCCGAAAUCGUUUGCGGUGGCAAAUCUGUUUCGGCAAGCAUCUUCGCUCUUACGCUAUCUUUACUAGAGAUCACCCCAGACCCGCACUGUCAACCUAUCUUAGAUAUUAUGCCAGGUCCUCUCCGGAAUAGCUCUUGGUGGGCCAAAAAGCGGGAUCUUUACACAUUGCUAGUCAAAUUCUGCGGAAGCGAAGCGACUGACCCACGAGAUAGUAUUUAUGCCUUACUAGGCAUAUCUUCAGAUGCAUGCGAUACUGAUUUUCUGAGAGCAAACUAUAAAAAGAAUCUUCAAGAUGUUAUUUUCGAUACUACCUUAUUCUUACUCAACUUUAACAAUAAGCGGUCAAAUGCUGCUGUCAUGGGCUGCAAGGAAUGGGCACGAGGCGGUGGUGAAGCUGCUACUGGAGAAAGGCGCUGUGCUGGAGACUGA